AGAGAAAGAGAGAGAGAGAGAGAUUCCAACCUUUUCCUUAUCUCCUAUUUCCUCCUCCUCUUCCUCUCCUGCCCACUCCUCCCUUUAUUUAUCUUAACCAUUUAUCAUGUCAGUAGCUCCUUAAUCCUCUCUCUCUUUCUCUGGGGGUGUCAUGGCUGAAUAAGGGUGGUGAGGCUGCUGGGGAGGAUGAUGUCCCACGAGGAGCACCGCAGACAGCCAACAGGGGAGGAGGAGGACGGUGAGGACGAGGAACAGGACAUCGAGGCGAGGACAGCGGUGGAGGCUCUGCUGGCCCUCACCUCGCCCACUGAAUACACCCAUCACUCAGGCUACGAGGAGGACUACAUAAUGGAGCCCGUCGGGGAAGGCUAUUCAAAGACUGCAUCGGGGGAGAAGGACGGGAUGGAGGCCUUCAACAGCACACCGGAGGGGGAGGAGGAGGAGGAAGAGGAGGAGAUGGACGUUGAUGAAGAAGACGAUGAUGAUGAUGAGGAUGAGGAUGAUGAUGAGGAGGAGGAAGGAGAGGUUGUAAGGGCAGUGCAGCAGCCUCAGAAUGUCACCCUUGGGAAACCUGACGUGAGGGAGGUGAGGCAGGCCCAGGUGACUAACGAGGCAGGUAAACGAGUCGGAGGUGGAACAGGUGUGAGGGAGGGUGAAGGAGGCACUGUGGAGUCGAGUUCAGGGGACGUAAAGGACGCAAGCCAGUCGGACGAGGGACUGACACAGCUCCGAGCGUUCAUACAAGCGAUGGAAGGGCGGCAGGAGGGGGGCGUAGCGGCAAAGAGUGCAAGUGAUGGGGGUUCUAGCGAGCGCCAAAUUGUCUUUACCGAGAACAGAACUGCGCUUAAGACCCAGAGCGAGGGACAGCACCAGCACAGCACCCUCGGGAAGAACGUACGAGGAAUGGUCAUGCUUCCCAACCAGUCGCUCAAAGACGCUAUCGCAGGUGGAGUGAGUGGAGUGAGCAGUGCAAUGAAGGUGGGCAGUGGAGUGACAGGAAAACCAUCGCCACCUAAUAAGUUUAAAGACAAUCAAAACAAUCAGAAUGUGAGGAGAGAUGGAGUUAAGUUGGUAAGUCAGGGAAACGGCACGUCUAGCACAGGGGACUUGAGAUACGGGGAGCUACAGAAGACUUCAAAUAAUUGUGGUGGUGUUAAGUAUCUGGGAGGGAGUGAAGCGAAAACCCAGAAUGAGGAGGAGGAGGAAGACGAGGAUGAGGAGGAGGUAUCAUCAGAGGAAAGUGAGAACGAGACCGACCAGAGACAUGAAGUGAGGGAAGGAGACGGGGAGAAACAAGGAGAAAGAGGAGAGAGAGAGGAAGGAAAAGAAGGAAGCAGUGAUACCUCAGACUCAGAAGGGGAGGAGAACGAGGAAGAGGAACGUGAGGAGGGGGAGGAGGAUAGGGACAGUGACUCGAGUAGCUCCAGUAGUGGGUCUUCCUCCUCCUCCUCGAAUGACUCAGACUCCGAUGGGUCUGAGUCGGACAGUGAGUCAGAAAACGAGGCAAAGCGUGUUGACGGGAAACCAAAGGAACCCAACACAGCGGCCACGGAAAACAGUGUUGCAAAGAGCGUGUCCAGUGCCAUGGGGGGUGAGAAGAGUGAGAAGGACAGUGCAGUAACAGUGAAGCCGGGAAAUAUAGAUGACAUGAAAUUAAUAGACAAAACGAAGCUGCCUGAUCCUCUUAGAGUGAUACAGAAAGCAAGACUGACGGAACUGCUGAAAAUACCCAACGUGCUUAACUUAGGUGACCCACAGAAGCACGGUGACAAAACUAAAGGGAGUGAACAGCUGAAGAACACUAAAACUAUCCUGCCAUGUAAAGAGGAAGCAGAAACAGAGACUAAACCACUCACACACAACAUGAAAGACACAAAAACGCUCACACAAACCACGCGGGAAGUCAAACCACUUACACAGAUCAAGGAGGCAAAAGUGCUGACACAGAAUGCUAGAGAGACGAAACUGCUCAUGCCGAAGACAGAGAAAGGAGUGCCGAGUGUGGAGGGAAGGAGGAGGAGUUGUGAGGGGUCUGAGGAUGUCCCUGUGUCUCUGUCCGUGGGGGUUUGUAAGGACUCCGACACCAAGGACAGUCCCGGUAAGAUGUCCUCAAACCCAGAUAAGAAAAACAGUGGUAAUAGGGACUCGAGAAAAGACGCGAGUGACAUGGAGAGAAAGUUAAGUGUUGACGCGAAGAACUGCCUCUCUGCUAAGGUUGUGGACGCUGCUACCAAGGCGGAGAAGACCUUGAGUAUGAGCAGUAGCGGUGGUGGCGUUAAAAUCCCCACUGACAGGGAAAAGCUAUUCAACAACAACAGUAUAAGUAUUACCAAGUCCCAGGUGAGUGUAAACGCCAACAACAACAACAAUAACAACAAUGGCAGUAGCAAGAACAAGAAAAACAGUGUGAUAAAAAGUGGAGUGCAAGGUAGCGAGGUGUCGGUUGCCCCCCCUAAGCUAAUACCCAAGAUCUCAGGGCCCAGCGGCGGCAACUCCCAGCGUAGUCAGGUGGAUUUAGUACAAGAGGUUGCCGCUGCGUUCGCCCAACAGCUGUCCACGAUACAAGCCAACCAGGCGCGUAACGGAGCCAAGACCCAGAACACAGACUUGGAAAUGCUCAAACCCGACAAAGACUCCACCAACCACAGCCCUCGGACACUAGCCAAGGAGGAAGAUGAGGAAGAAGAGGAUGAGGACGAGGAUAAGGGGGACUCAGAAAUCGAGGACAUGUUCCCCAUCCAGGCCGAGGUGGUGAUGUCUGAGGGGAGUGAGAGCGGCCUGGAGUAUGAGACGUUUGAGGAGCAGUCGCAGCAGUCUCGGCAGGCUCCGCAGGGCGACCUCAGCUGGUGCCAGAAAGGGAGUGAGGUGCUGGACCCAUCGGAGAAGGAAAACCUGGAGCUGAUGGCGUACUUGAAGAGCUAUGUCAACGGCACCAGUGAGGGGGAGCUGGUGGAGUACCCGCCCCCGAACAAUGACCUGCCUCCCGGGGGCCAGGAUCUGACGCAGUGGCAGCUGGACGGGGUGCGGCUGCCUCCCUUUACCCCGAGCGUGGCGCCCCCGUCCUGGCUCAGACUCACCAUCCCGGCGGAGGGUUACCGGUGCCAGUCCUGUGAUGAUACUUUCUUCAUCGAGAGCUCGCUGGUGCAGCAUCGGGAGCGGCGCAGCGUGUGGAUCAGCCUGGAGUGUGGCCCCUGCGACGCCAAGCUCACCUUCUACAACCGCUGCGCCCUCAAAGAUCACCUGCGCAACCACAUGGCACAGGGGGAGGAGGUGGACGAGGAGACGGUGGAGGUGAGGUCCCUGCCGCUGCAGCUCACUCGCCUCCUGCAGCCCAUCGUGGUGCCCGUCCCAGACUCCCUCAGGAUGGCUGGCAAGAAGGUCUCGAGGAACUUGAAGAGUCACGGGGCCGUCAACAAGCUACCGGUGCUCAAGCCCAUCGGGAGGUGCGCCGCGUCCUCCCAGCUGACUGAGUACCAGAACGAUGGGGGGGACGGCGCGUCGGUGGAGGAUGACCAGGACGACACAGGUGACCAGGAGGAGGGUUUCAGGAGCCCCUCAGACAGCAAAAUACCUCCAGGCAUCAAAAGGUUGUCUCCAAGGAAGCGAACAGUGCGCUGUUACCUGUGUGAGAGGAUGUUCCACAGCGUGAGGGAGCUGAUGGCACACAUGCGCACGGACCAACCCUACUCGGACCAGCGGGUGGAGUGCAAGAAGUGCCAGCUGGUCCUGCCAAGCGUGUGUGCCGCCAAAGCCCACAUCCUCACACACCCGCCGGCCAACACCUCCAACAUCUCUGUGUGCCCUGAGUGUGGGAGCCGCUGCGACGGGCCCAGGGAAUUUGUACACCACCUCAACACCUGCGGCCACCAGUACCGGCGGUCGGGCGUGGUGUGCACCGAGUGUCAGGUGUGCUUCUUCAGGUCCCAGGAUGACUUUCUCACCCACUGGAUUGCCGAGCACUGUGCCAAGUCCUACGAGUGCGUGGUCUGCCACAGCACCUUCGAGAGUCUAGUGUUCCACAGGUGCACCUCCCCGGGCCAGCAGGUCCUCGCCACGUUCCGCUGCCUGCUGACGUGCCCGCUGUGCUCAGUGGCAGUGCAGCUCCAUGCCCAGGAGGAGCAGGACACCAAUGGCAAGAUCCGCGCCCACCUGGCGGAGGCGCACCCCACUAUCAUCACGCGGGUCCACUACGUCUACAAGUCCAAGUUCUGCACCAACGCGUUCCGCUCCAAGGACGAGCUACGCGCCCACCACGACCGUGAGCACCGGCGGGACAACCACUACCGCACCAAGACCUGCACGCUGCACCACGAGGUGCUCGGCUACCAGCACCAGUACUUCAGCGGCCAGGAGCCCAGGAACGCCUUCGUCACCCUGCCCGUGGCCCUCAGUGCCGAGGAGCUGCACGAGGCCAGGAUCAGGGACGUGCCCACCGUCAGCAGCGUCAUCGACAAGACACUCUUCCCGGACCUCCUCUUUCAGGAGGGCUCACGGGGCAUCAAGUCUGACAGGUCCUCCAAGAACAAGGCGGCUAGCAAGGGCUCACCCAAGGAGGGGGAGGCCAGGGACGGCAUGGCAGCCAAGGAGACGCCGGUCAAGAAGGACAUGGACCAGCUGGACAAGUUGAGGCCAAAGGUGUGCUACCGGUGCGGGUUUUACUAUGCCGACAACAAGGACUUCCGGCGCCACAAGCGUACCUGUGAGGGGGAGGCGGCGGAGCGGCAGUGUCAGCUGUGUGGACUGACGGCCGUGGGGGAGGACUUUGCCCGCCACUGCCUGGGCCACGUGCAGGAGGGGGCCAUCCUCUGCAUCUACUGCAAUGGCACGCAGUACAGCACCAUGGCAGACCUGGAGCAGCACUUUGAGCUGCACGUGCACGAGCAGUUUUCAUACCCUGCCAGCUGCGCCUUCUGCUGCACCUCCCUGCCGGACGUCCCCACGGCCCUGGCGCACAUCAACGAGGAGCACGACCCCCUGCACAUCCCCUUUGACACCUCGGAGUUUGAGUGUGACAAGUGCGGCCGACGGUUCCACGGGGAGCGGGGGCUGAGCGUCCACAUUGGCCGCUGCACGCUGGGCACCGCCACGCCCACCCCGGCCUCUGCAGGGUGCCGCCAGUGUCAGGUCUGCACCAAGGCGCUCACCCCGGAGAUGUUCGGGCGGCACAUGGUCUGCCACCUGGAGGAGGGGCUGCUGGUGUGUAGCCUCUGUGACGGCCGCACACUGCCCUCCUCCAUGGCCCUCCUGCACCACCUGGAGGAACAUGCAGCAGCCCUGGCCUACCCCAGCAGCUGCCCCAUGUGUGCCUACUCCAUGCAGGACUCCACCUCGGCGCUCACCCACCUCAAGGAGGAGCACGGCUUCGGCAACCUGCACUGCGCCGACUGCGACAUGCACUUCAACUUCACGUACCAGCUGCAGCGGCACACGGACAUCGUGCACAAAAUCUGCCAGUACGCCAAGCGGCGGUACAUCUGCUGGAUCUGCCGCGCCUACGACCACGUCAAGAAGGAGACGCUCAUGAACCACUUCCGCACCGUCCACGGCCUCGACCGCCAGCAGGUGGACGAGAAGGUGAUGAUCAGGACCCGUGGCCAGGGGACCAUGCCCACCUCGCAGUUCAUCCCCACCAAGCCUCUGGGCAGCAAGGAGAACCAGGCCCUCGCUCAGGCCAACAAGGACGCAGAAGCCACGCCAACCAAGACUCAGCGGGACAACAAGAGCAAGACCUCCCCCAGCAAGUCCUCCUCCACAGGCACAGACUCCCCCAUCAAGCAGAGCAGCGGCAUGAGGUCACCAACAGGACGGCAGGCCAAGGACUCCCCUCUGAAGACUCUCACACCUUCGGAAAGUCCCAUAAAAGAAGAGUCGUCGAAGAUAAAUACCUCACAGACGUUCUCUGCGAUGGAUGGACCUCCGCAGCUCUACGCCAUGGAGGGAAGCCUGGCAGGGGACUCCUCAAACUCCUUCACGCCUGCCAAGCUCCCUCGGUCCAUGGUGGCCGGGGACGGGAGGAAGGUCAAGGACAAGAUGAAGGUGCUGGUCAAGAGGCUGCCAAACUCCAUCCUGGACGAGGAGUCACGGUCGAAGCGCAGAAGGACGGAGAGCCACAGGAGUGAGACCGAGCAGGAGAACAAGGAGGGCAUGGCGAAGGAGGAGAGGAUAAAGAAGAAAAAGAAGAAGAAGAAGAAGAAAAAGGCGUACAAGUGUCCCGUGUGUUUAUUCGGCACCAAUUUCAAGGACAAGAUGGACUCGCAUAUCUUAAAACACAAGGAAAACGGGGAGGAGGUCGUUUGCGAGGCGGAUGGGUUUGUGUGUCGGGAGUGCGGCGCGUCCUUCGUGGUGGAACCCUCCCUAGCGCGGCACAUGUUCUUCGCACACAAGAUAAAGCUCCACGUGUCCAGCGGAGAUGAGAACAAGGACGCCGGAGCCACAGAGGUGAAGAACGAACCAAGCGAUGAUGUCAAGGUGGAGGAGAAGGAGGAAGUCUGCAUCAAGGAGGUGAAGAAGGAGGAGAAAGCGAUAGAGGAGAAGGAGGGGAGGAAAACCGUGCCCAAACGAAAGGUGUUGCGAGAGACGGCGAGGAAGAAGACGGAGAGCGAGCCAGUGACGACGCGGAGUGAGCUGAGGAGCAGACGAGGGGAGGCUCCAGCACUCAGGCGAAAACCAGCAAAGACGAACCCUAAGAGGAGGCCGGAGAGGACAUCGUCAUCAUCGGUCACAGUGACGAGCAAGAGGAGAGAAGACACAAGCAGGAGGAAGGUGUCGAAGGAAGGAAGCAGGAAGGCCUUGGAGCGGCAGAGUGUGACCAUCAAGAGGGAGAUAGAGGAGGAGGAGGAGGAGGCCAAGCUGGACAAUCAGUGUGUGGUGUGCAAGGAGGAGUUCACUAACGCGGUGGAGCUCUACAGCCACCUGCGGACUCAUGGCAUGGCAUUCCUCAAGCUGGGCCGCAAAGCCAGACCCCUCGGCCUCGGCAAACCCCCUCCUCUCGACCGGUAGGGGUAAACGUAACCUCUUUUUUUAUAUAUUUUUUUUACUUCCCUGCCCCCCACUCUACUUUAUUUAACUUUUAUUUGCUAACUAACUUAACAGCAGGAUGGGGUGAGGGAGAGUUGGCUGGUUGUUGCCUCCCAGAUCUGGCUGUGACGUCUGUUUGGGGAUGUGAAGUGUAAUCCACCACGCUGCUGCUGCUGCUGCUGCUGGCGUGCAAACCCUCCCUCUCUUGUGGUGUCAUGCAGGGACAAGCUGCCUCCCAGGAGUGGAGGAAAGGUUCAAUGUGAUUUGAGGAUGACACAAGUGCAAUUUCUCGUUACAAUUAUGGAUUAUAUUUUAUUUAACUCAACAAAGGCUGCUAUGAAUAUGAGGCUUAGCUAAUCAAAUUUGAAUUUUAAUAUUUUUUGGAGUGUGCUAAGUAAUGAAAUAGCAGCAGCAGCAGCAGCAGCCUCCAUUGACCGGCGAGGACGGUUGGUGGCGGUAAGAGUUUAAAGUUCAAAUGCUUUUUCGUUGUUUUCCUAAUUUUAUUUUAUUUAUUUAUUUUUUUUUUUUAUCUUGUCUACGAUAAAUGUUUAUUUUUUACAGCUUGCUCUAUUUUAUUUUUCUCUUUGGCAAUCUUCUUAAUCUAGUCAUUUUUUUUUUUUUCAAAUGUAAAGUAUUUAACUGCAAAAGGAAAACUGACUUCUAAGGUCAGAUUAAUGUUUUCCCUGUUUGGCAAUGUGCUUUUUAUACUGAGCUGUUGGGGUUGUGUCAGGCUGU
Messenger RNA from Eriocheir sinensis (Chinese mitten crab), 7752 nucleotides. Its product is annotated as zinc finger protein 532-like. The coding region runs from base 187 to 6999 and encodes 2270 amino acids. Gene Ontology annotation, molecular function: RNA polymerase II transcription regulatory region sequence-specific DNA binding; DNA-binding transcription factor activity, RNA polymerase II-specific. Gene Ontology annotation, cellular component: nucleus. Lineage: Eukaryota; Metazoa; Arthropoda; Malacostraca; Decapoda; Varunidae. Gene Ontology annotation, biological process: regulation of transcription by RNA polymerase II. The record is from RefSeq and is a predicted model, not a curated record. The transcript is spliced from 8 exons.